This is a messenger RNA of Ilyonectria robusta, 276 nucleotides long. RefSeq lists its product as uncharacterized. NCBI's taxonomy places the organism in Eukaryota, Fungi, Ascomycota, Sordariomycetes, Hypocreales, Nectriaceae. The transcript has a single exon. The record is from RefSeq and is a predicted model, not a curated record. The annotation marks the transcript as partial.
ACCGAUGUCCUUAAGAAAGUCCAGCUGGUCGAAUCCCAACUAUCCGACGAUCCAGUCGCCCAAACCCACGAUCCUGUUGGCGUCGUAUUAGAUAACGCUACCCGUUGGCUUUCCCAGCUAGCCAUGAUCGACCGGGCCCUCGUUUUGCAGCCGGUUUACCACCCUUUCAUCCAACGAGCGUUGAGUGAAUUGAACAAAGCGAAUCUCACGAAAAGUGGCUCUGUUAGGAAGGGGGCCAGGAUGCCGUUCUUUUUUAAGGGAGCAUUUUUAUACUAA